Molecule: messenger RNA, 765 nt
Organism: Trichechus manatus latirostris (Florida manatee)
Lineage: Eukaryota; Metazoa; Chordata; Mammalia; Sirenia; Trichechidae
Gene: C4BPB
Product: complement component 4 binding protein beta
Exons: 6
Coding region: 1-765 (254 amino acids)
Source: RefSeq, a predicted model, not a curated record
AUGUUUUUUCAAUUUGUGUGCUAUCUUGUGGUUGUAUGGCUGAUUUCUGCCUCAGAUGCGGAGAACUGUCCAGAGCUUCCCUCAGUGAACAAUAGCAUUUUUGUUGCACAGGAGGUGGAAGGACAGAUUCUGGGAACUUACUUUUGUCUCAAGGGCUAUCAUCUGGUAGGAAAGAAAACACUUUUUUGUAAUGCCUCUAAGGAGUGGGAUGCCCCUACUCCCACGUGCCUCUUGGGCCACUGUCCUGACCCUGUGCUGUUUCAUGGUGAGUUCAACUCCUUGGGGCCUGUGAAGGUGAGCGACAAAAUCACAUUUCAAUGCGACGAUCACUAUAUCCUCAAGGGCAGCAGUUGGAGCCAGUGUCUAGAAGACCACACCUGGGCACCUCCCCUUCCCAUCUGCCAAAGUAGAGACUGUGACCCUCCUGGGAAUCCACCUCAUGGCUAUUUUGAAGGAAGUGAUUUCAACUCAGGAUCUAACAUUACUUAUUAUUGUGAAAAGAGGUACCACUUGGUGGGCACCCAGCACCAGCAGUGCAUCGACGGGGAGUGGAGCGGUGCCGUUCCAGUCUGUGUACCAGCCCCUAAGACUGAGUUUGAGAAGGCCCUUUUUGCCUUUCAGGAGAGUAAGGAUCUUUGUCAAGCCACAGAGAACUUUAUGCAAAGAUUAGAGAAAAGUGGCCUCAUAAUGGAGGAACUGAAAUACUCUCUGGAGAUGAGAAAAGCUGAGUUGGUAGCAAAAAGGUUGCCUGGAUAUUGUAGCUGA